This is a messenger RNA of Solanum stenotomum, 515 nucleotides long. RefSeq lists its product as uncharacterized. Lineage: Eukaryota; Viridiplantae; Streptophyta; Magnoliopsida; Solanales; Solanaceae. The record is from RefSeq and is a predicted model, not a curated record. The coding region runs from base 40 to 501 and encodes 153 amino acids. The transcript is spliced from 2 exons.
CAUUUUCCUUGAACCUCUAAUCAAUUUUCCUACAUUUUCAUGGCCAUUUCAAUGUACAUAUCCCCCUCCUAUUCACUACCAAUCCUACAAAACCCUUCAAUCACCAAAACCCAUUUCCCUUUUUCCCCAAUUCACAACCCCAAAUCAAAGAUUUGCCCUAGAAGAAAACACUUUCUUAUUUUUGCAGCAGAAAAUGGGGGAAACAAUACUGAAAAUCAAGAAAAUGGGUUGAAGAACAAUGGUUCUAGCAAUGGAAAUGGAAGUAAUAAUGGUAAUGGUGAUGGUGGAGGAAAACCCAGAUUGAAUUUGAGAUGGAUGGACCUUUUGUUGGAUCCUGACCCGGAUAAUAUUGUGGCAGUUGGGUUAACGGGUCUGUUGACAUGGGCUAGUGUAAGUAUAUUGUGGCAGCUGUUUGUGAUUGCAUUGGCUAUUCUUCUUGCUGCUCUUAAGUACUCUUUUAUUGCUGCUCUUUUAAUUUUCAUUCUUAUUACUCUACUUUAGCUAUUUUUGGGUAA